AUGGAUAGUCCAGAUAAAUUCAGAGCUUUAAAAGCAGAAAAACAAGUAGAGAGACUAGAAAGAGAACUUGAACUUGUUCGCUCUAAAAAAGUAGCAAGUUCAAACUUGCGCGAUACAGAUAAGCUCGUCUUUCAACUACAGGAACAAGUCAAAGACCUGAAAUAUCAAUUAAAACAUCAAUUGUCUGAGAACAGCAAGUAUCAAGAAACACUCAGUACACGAACAAAUGAAUAUGAGGAAAAACUAAAGCGAAUGAGAGAAAUCUUUGGCCAGGCAUCUAGAAAUAUUGAUCAAUACCGUGCUACCAUUGCAUCCAAAGAUACAGACAUCGAUAAGCUAAAAAAUGAAUUAGAAGAAUGUCAAAUAAGAGAACAGUCUUUUAAGUCAUUAUCUGAAUCACAACAGUUAUCCAUAGAAAAGUUAAAUACAGUCAUCACAAGUGAAAAGACAUUUUAUGGAUCAGAAAUCAAACAAUUGGAAGCCAAGAAUAGACAAUUAGCCAAUCAACUCCAAUUGACCAAGACUGACUAUGAACAAUACAAAAAGAGAGCGCAUGUAUUAUUAAAUCAGGAACAGAAAUCAGAUCAAAACAGACUGAAUGAGUUACAAGAACUUGUUGAGCAAUUACAGGCACAAAGGAUAAAGCAUGAGUUGGAACAACAAGAAAAGGCAGAACAUCAGCUAUUAUUAGAACAUGACCUAAGAAAAGCUAUUGACCGCAUUCAUGAGCUAGAAAAACAACAUGGUCUAUUGACAAAACAGUCUGAUUUAAAGCAAAAAUCUAUACAAGAAACCUUUGAGAUUGAAAGACAACAUUAUGAAUCAAAAUUACAAUCCUUGAAUUCAAUCAUUCAGCAAAAAACAUUUGAGUUAGAUCAUCGCAUCACCAUUCAACCAGAACAGAGGCCGUCUCAAGAACAACAAGAGCGUAUAGACAAACUAGAACAAUUGAAUCAAUCAUUACAACAACAACUGGUAGCCAAGGAAAAUGAAAUUCAGACAUUGCUAGUCUCUACACCUAGUUCGCCUAAGGAAGAAGAACAUAUCUUGCCAUUACCUAAUGCUUCGUCCAAGAAAGAAUUUCAAGAUGUUUAUGCUUCCAUGAGUUCAUUACUUUCCCCUCUUGUGUCACGUCAAAUACCGGAUGAACGGAUGGGGUUAGAAAAGCAAGUGCAGCGUCUAAGUCAAAUGUUACAUGAAAGUGAAGAUAAAGUCAUGGCACUCAAACACCAAGAAAAAGUGCUUAAAGACGAAUUAAGGAAAAUGGAUGGGUUUGAAAAGAGACAGGACAUGAACAAUGAAUACCUCAAAAAUGUAUUGAUCAAGUUUCUUUUGUCUGAUAAUAAACCAGCAAUGGUGCCUAUCCUUGCUAAAUUACUAUGCUUGGAUGAGACAGAAACAAGUAACUUGAUGUCAAAUUGCAUAUAA
Messenger RNA from Gilbertella persicaria, 1428 nucleotides. RefSeq lists its product as uncharacterized. The record is from RefSeq and is a predicted model, not a curated record. The transcript has 10 exons. Bases 1 to 1428 code for a protein of 475 amino acids. NCBI's taxonomy places the organism in Eukaryota, Fungi, Mucoromycota, Mucoromycetes, Mucorales, Choanephoraceae.